AUGACUACUUGGGAUCAAAUUUAUGAAAUAUUAAAUAAUACUUCACUCACUUUUGCUCGUCCAGAGAGUGAACCUUAUUCUCAUACCGCAGCAAAGACGAGACAUCUUAAAAAACAAAGAGAGGAUUUGCCCAGUUUACGUAUUGACACAAAUGUUAUAUCUCCUUCAUUACGUUCUAAAAGCAACAACAACAACAACAAUAAUAAUAAUAAUAACAAUUAUAGUCGAUAUUAUCAUUAUUAUCAUUCUCAUUCUCGACAACAAUUACAAUUAAAAUUACAACCACCACAAAAAUCACAAGAACAAUUACAAUCUCCACCACCACCACCACCACAACAACAAUCACCAUCACCUUUUGAAAAUUAUUAUUUUCAACAACAACAACAACAACAACAAGAGGAACCUGAACAAUUACCGAUUUUGACAAUAACGAAGUCACCUAAUGAUUAUAGUAAUGUAACUCGUUCACCUAAUACUAAACGAGCAUUACGACGUGCAUCUGCACCAUCUCAUGGAAUGGCAUUUUAUUAUUCUGCACCAGAAAAAUCUUCUAUUCAUUUCUUUGUGGUACCAAUUGUUCCAAGUCUCUAUAUUAUUGAUGAUAUGGAAAAGGAUGAAAAAGAUGAAUCAUCAAUUACAACAACAUCAUCAAAUUCAUCAUGUAAUAAUAAUAAUGUUCCAUCAUUAUCACCUUGUUCAUCUACAUCAUCACUUAGUUCUUCAGUUGAAAUUCAUACAUUCUCUUUACCAAAUAUACAAAACUUGGUUACUGGUUCUUCUUAUGAUGAAAUUCCCUGGUCACCAGCUAAAGAUUUUUUGGCAAAUAUAGCUGAAUCUACUGCUGUUACAAAUUUAUCACCAGAUGAUGAAGGUCAACAAAUUGGGGAAUAUAUUAUUGGUAAAACGAUUGGACGUGGUGGUUUCUCUACGGUUAAAGAAGCUAUUCGAAUGGAUGAUCAUUCCGAAUUUCAAAAGGCACUUCUUGAACGAGAAAUUGCAAUCUGGAAAAGUCUUAAUCAUCCAAAUAUAGUAAAAAUGAUAUCUACCGAAGAAAACAAUCAUGCUACUUAUAUAUUUUCAGAAUAUUGUUCGGGUGGUAAUUUAUUACAAUAUAUUAAGAAAAAGGGUGGGGAACGUAGAGGAGGUGGUGGUGGUGGAAGAGGAUUAGAUGAAGAUGAAGCUCGUAAUAUAUUUUUAGAUAUUACGGAAGGUCUUCGAUAUUUACAUAAUGAUAUGAGAUUAGUACAUAAGGAUAUUAAAUUAGAUAAUAUAGUAUUAGAUGAAAAUACUUGGAAAAUUUGUGAUUUGGGUUUAACCGAAUUUCAAGAUGGGUUUGAUGGUGAUUUCUUUUUAAAUGGCAGCAACAAUAACAAUGACAUAAUUAAUGAUGAUAAUUAUGCAGCCGGUGGUUCACUAGCUUAUUCUCCACCCGAACAAAUUCGAUCCAAAAUUUCUUUAAAAGAACCAAGUGUUGACAUUUGGGGUUUAGGAGUUGUCCUUUACGCGAUGGUCACUGGUCAAUUACCAUUCAUGGAUGACUUCAUGCCUAGAUUACAAUAUAAAAUUAUAAAUGGUCGAUAUGAUGAAACUCCACUAAAUGAUGCUGGAGUUAGUAAUCAAUUAAAAAGUUUAUUGAAAGGAAUGUUUAAAACGAAACCUAAUGAAAGAUUAAAUAUUAAUCAAAUAUUAGAACAUGAGUGGUGUAAACCAUGA
Diversispora eburnea is the source of this 1713-nucleotide messenger RNA. The record is from the annotation of a GenBank genome assembly. NCBI's taxonomy places the organism in Eukaryota, Fungi, Glomeromycota, Glomeromycetes, Diversisporales, Diversisporaceae.